AUGUCUGUGUUGCAAGAUACCACUUCCGUGCUCAAUAUCCAAAUAGAUCGUAACCAGUCAAAGACUUUCACAAGUCUCAAGUGCAGGGUCCUCAGAUUGCAAAAAACUUGUAUUAUCGAAUUAGUUAAGCUUAGCUCUUUCCAAAACUGGGUUACGUUGGUAGCUACUGCCAAUGAAGUGGCGGUCAUUCAACGUAUCUCGAAAUUGUUUGAACAACGAGAACAGUUGAUCAAAUCUUUGCUAAGAAUGAAACAGUUUCCAGACCACGAUGUUGACGAAGAAACUGAAUAUUUCAGAGAUCAGCAAAUUCAAAAAUUAAUGGCACAGCUUGAUCAAGACAACCAAGAUUUCGCAUUAUUCAAAAGCUUGAUCACUUUAGAACGUAAUGCUUUAAAGGAAAAAUACUUUAGAUCACAACAUGGAAUUGACACAAAGGUACCAACAUCGAAAUCACCUUCAUAUUACUCUUGCUCAUCGUCAUCAUCAUUAUCAUCCUCCUCUUCACCGCAAACAUUUUCGCCAUUAUCCACACCCUCACAGCGUCAACUACAAAAAGAACCUACUUGUUCAUCACCCGAAAGUUUGUUAAUGAUGUCACCAGAAUUAGGAAACCCAUUCACACUAGAUACUGGCGAUAAUGCAUCUGAAAAGACUGUGUCCCCGAUACUUGGUCAAUAUUAUGAUGAGAAAUCGAGUUUCUCUACUUCCUCAUCACCGUUCCUUAGCAAUUCUUCAACUCCAUUCAUAUCCCCUAGACCAGCCAAGCAUAUAUCAUCAAUAAGAGCACGUUCUCAUAAACAAGAAAAAGUGGUUUUGAGAAAAAGUAAUAGAAAGUGGUGGCGUAAACCAAGCUCUAGAUUUUUGAUCCUUUUUAUAUUUUUGUUCAUUGGAGGGCUAUAUUUAUUUGCUUUAGCAUGUGAUAAUUAUGUGACUAUUCCGAGAGUAGAAUCUGUUAUGAAUCCUGAGUUGAAAAGCAAGCAAUCUUCUAGUUCUGAAGGCAAGAGUUCUAAAGCCCGUCCUCUUCUCAGAUAA
Saccharomycopsis crataegensis is the source of this 1032-nucleotide messenger RNA. RefSeq lists its product as uncharacterized. The record is from RefSeq and is a predicted model, not a curated record. The transcript has a single exon. Lineage: Eukaryota; Fungi; Ascomycota; Saccharomycetes; Ascoideales; Saccharomycopsidaceae. The coding region runs from base 1 to 1032 and encodes 343 amino acids.